Hevea brasiliensis (rubber tree) is the source of this 1606-nucleotide messenger RNA. Its product is annotated as probable methyltransferase At1g27930. The record is from RefSeq and is a predicted model, not a curated record. The transcript has a single exon. Gene Ontology annotation, biological process: xylan biosynthetic process. Lineage: Eukaryota; Viridiplantae; Streptophyta; Magnoliopsida; Malpighiales; Euphorbiaceae.
ACACUCACCAAUCCUAAGAAAAAAUUAUUGAAAAACCAGCUCUUCCAUUAUUCUUUUCGUAACUGAUACACAUGAGCAUCAUUGACUAGUACAAUGGUAACCGCAGCAAUUAGGUAACUGGCUAACAGCUCCAUGGAAGAAGGUAACACUUGGAACAAAAGCAAAGGCUCAUUCCUUCUCAAGAAAAUAUUAAAGCUUCAUAAUUACACACGUAUUGUCAUAGAAAACCCAACCAAUACCUUGCAAGGAACAGAUGCAAUCUUCACAGUGCGCCACUAAAAGGAAGAGGCAAGGGACAAAAAAUGCCCUCAGAAGUACCUCAUUACCGUUCCCUAACAACUCCUCUUGUUAAGUUUUCACCUCCAAGCUCACCUGAAGCAUAUACCUAUCUGCCUGUUGGCCACAAAUCUCUCGGAGGAAAUAAAACUACAAAAAUAACUGGAAAAUAAGUCAUACCUUUCCUUGUUUUCAUUUUAUCACCCAUCUCCAUCCUUAGACUUCUUAGACUUGCAACCACAUCUUCUACUCCAUUGCCUGCCUUUCCUCUAACUCUGCAUGAGACAUGUUAUUCUGCGUCUCCAGAAUGCACCAACGUUUCAUCAAAUAUGGCUAGCAGCCCAGCCACUCAACAUAAAAUCUCUGCCAAUGCAACCAUUCUCACGAAAAAGGAAUUUAAGCGUCUAUCUAAUCUCAUUAGGCAUAAGGCCCCCCGCAACCUACUUAUUUUUGGGCUGGAGCCCCAGUACCUAAAACUCUCCUCAAUCAACUCAGGCGGCAUCACUGUCCUUCUAGAGGACAAUCCUGACAGGAUAAGUGCGAUCAGAGCAAAAUCCAACAGUACUCGAAUCUACAAAGUUGAAUACCAUAUACCUGCAAAGAAAGCUUGCAAACUGCUCAAGCAUGCAAGGAAAAGUCCAGUUUGUGCACCCCGCUCAGGAAGGUUUCCAAAUUCAGCAUGCAGACUUGCUUUAACAAAUUUACCACCAGAAGCAUAUGAGCAGAAAUGGGAUGUGGUGGUGGUGAAUGGACCAAGCGGACACUUACCAGCGGCCCCAGGCAGGAUGGCUACAAUCUACACAGCUAGUAUAAUAACAAAAGCUCGAAAUACAACAGAUGCACUAGUACAUGAUGUAGAUCAAACAAUUGAGAAGUCGUUUUCCUGGGAUUCCCUGUGUGAUGAGAACUUAGUUUCAUCAAAGGGUAAGCUUUGGAAUUUUGAGAUCACAGGUAAAUCAGAUUCUACAAGGUUUUGCAGAAACUGAAGGCGAUCUGAGGUGAAUGCAUAAAGAAUCAAGUUCCAUCAUGUCAUGACCAUUCUCUGCUGUGCCCAAGUGCAUCACCAAAAACAUGUAUUCAGAUGCCACAAAUUUUUUCACACACCAGCCAUGGUCACGUCAAUCAAGGGACACAACCGCACAAUAUCAAAUCACUGCCAUGCAUUAGAGAACAAUUCCAAGAACAAAGUGGAAAGUAUAUAACUAUGUAUACAUAAUCGUGUAAAUAUAUAAAGAAAAAUACUUUCAGCCUUGAACCAUAUGCUGCUUCAUUAUUUUUACUGAGUUGAUUUAUGCAGAGAGUAGAAGCACUGAGAAUUGCACAUUGUUAA